AUGGACGGAAUGGUGGAGGAGAACGGAACUAGCGGUGGUGCGAAUGUCACAGACCCAUUGGCAAGUCCUGGUUCGUCUGCGGGCACAGGUCCUCCACAUGUUGUUGUCACGAGUAUUGUUCAAUUAACAUUACCUACUCAAGCUCCUUCAGCACAGGUGCAAUCUGUUAUCCAACCUAAUCAACAAUCAGUGAUUCAAACUGCUUCAAAUAUACAAUCAGUGCAACUGCCUAAAGGAAAUGUGAUACUUGUUAGCAAACCUAAUUCCGUUAUACACACUACACAAGGAACCCUUCAAACUUUACAGAUAAAACCAGAGCCUAACACACUAUUGAGUACACAGGGGCAGUCUUGCAGUGAUGAAAGCUGUAGUGAUGAUGAGAGUCCUAAAAGAAAAUACAGGGAAAUGCUCACAAGACGUCCUUCUUAUAGAAAAAUUUUAAAUGACUUAGGCGGAGCAGAAAUCGCAGACAAUCGCAUGGGAACUAAACCAGGACCCGAGAAUGAAGUGUCGCUGUCAUCUCCUUUGUCAUUUGCUCCAGUUAUCCCAGCGGGUGCAUUACAAACUGACAGUGGUCUUCACACAUUAGCUGUAUCUGGAACAACGGGCGGCACGGCCAUUGUGCAAUACGCUCCGAACCAAGAUGGACAGUUUUAUGUUCCGGGUCCUAUACUAGAAGAUCAGACUCGGAAAAGGGAAUUACGCCUGUUGAAAAAUCGUGAAGCUGCUAGAGAAUGUCGACGCAAAAAAAAAGAGUACAUUAAGUGUUUAGAAAACAGAGUGGCCGUUUUGGAAAAUCAGAAUAAAGCACUUAUUGAAGAACUAAAGUCAUUAAAAGAAUUAUAUUGUCAACAAAAAACUGAAUGA
Pieris macdunnoughi is the source of this 867-nucleotide messenger RNA. The record is from the annotation of a GenBank genome assembly. Lineage: Eukaryota; Metazoa; Arthropoda; Insecta; Lepidoptera; Pieridae.